This is a messenger RNA of Trichoplax adhaerens, 1983 nucleotides long. RefSeq lists its product as uncharacterized. The coding region runs from base 1 to 1983 and encodes 660 amino acids. Gene Ontology annotation, cellular component: mitochondrion. The transcript is spliced from 22 exons. Gene Ontology annotation, molecular function: GTP binding; GTPase activity; mitochondrial ribosome binding. Gene Ontology annotation, biological process: positive regulation of translation. Lineage: Eukaryota; Metazoa; Placozoa; Uniplacotomia; Trichoplacea; Trichoplacidae. The record is from RefSeq and is a predicted model, not a curated record.
AUGACGCUUAAUUUAAGAUGCAAGGUGGUAGAACCAUCCUGGAAAGUAUUGCAACACUAUGCCUCGUAUGUGAGAAAUACAGCUGCAGUGUCGCUCGUACGCCAUCAUGCGAGGUUAUCAACAUCAACUAACCUUACAUCGAAAGCUGCAGAGCCAAUUACGGCUCUCUCUGAAUUUCCAGUGGAAAAAAUUCGCAAUUUUAGCAUAAUUGCGCAUAUUGAUCAUGGCAAAAGUACUUUGGCGGAUAGAUUGCUUGAAAUUGCAGGAGUUAUUCCAAAAUCAGCAGAAAAUAAACAAGUUUUAGACAAGCUGCAAGUAGAGCGAGAGAGAGGAAUAACUGUAAAGGCUCAGACUGCCUCUAUGCUUUACGAAUAUCACGGUGAAACCUAUCUCCUUAAUUUGAUCGAUACACCUGGCCAUGUUGAUUUCAAUUACGAAGUAUCGAGAUCGCUUGCCGCCUGCCAAGGUGUACUUCUAGUUGUGGAUGCAUCUCAAGGUGUUCAAGCUCAAACUGUUGCUAAUUUUUUCUUAGCUUUCGAGGCAGAUUUGAAGAUCAUUCCUGUCCUUAAUAAGAUUGAUAUGAAAAGCGCUAAUCCCGACCGAAUAGCUAAUCAACUACAAAGAGUAUUUGAUAUUGAACCUGAAGAAACUAUGAAAGUAUCUGCUAAAGAUGGCACAGGCAUUGAUCAGCUUCUACCAACAAUUAUCGAAAAAAUACCACCACCGACAUGUGAUCAGCAAAAGCCUUUGAAAGCGUUAUUGUUUGAUUCAUGGUAUGAUCGUUAUCGAGGCGUCAUAGGCUUGUUAGCAAUCAAGGAUGGAAAAUUAACAAAAGGCGAAAAGAUUCAAUCGGCUUUUAGUAAGAAGCAGUACGAAAUUCUCGAUUUAGGAAUUCUCUAUCCGAAUGAGAAAUCAACAAAAACAUUAGGAUCUGGGCAAGUUGGUUUUAUCGUAGCUGGGAUGAAAAGCACGAAAGAAGCUCAAAUUGGAGAUACAUUUUGUCAUGUGAAUUGUCCUGUAGACGCACUACCUGGAUUUAAGCCAGCUAAAUCGAUGGUAUAUGCAGGACUCUUCCCAUUCAACAAGUCAGAAUUUGAAGUUUUACGGAGUGCCAUACAUAAGUUGACUCUAAACGAUUCCAGUGUUAGUGUACACAACGAUAACAGUGCUGCGCUUGGCCCAGGUUUUCGUCUUGGAUUCCUUGGAUUAUUACACAUGGACGUUUUUAAUCAGCGACUGGAGCAAGAAUAUGAUGUGUCGGUAGUUAUCACUUCUCCAAAUGUUCCGUUCAAGGGCAAGUACAGAUAUGCAUCCAUUUUACGUAAAGAACACGAAGAAAUGGUUAUAACCACGCCCUCACAGUUUCCAGAUAUCGCUCAGGUUGUAGAAUAUCUCGAGCCAGUGGUGAUGGGAACUAUCAUAUUUCCGGAUAAAUAUAUGGGGAAAAUGCUGAAUUUAUGCCAGAGUAAAAGAGGGCAACAAGUAAAUAUUUCCUAUAUCGAUGAAACGAGAGUAAUGUUAAAAUACAUUUUACCUUUACACGAGAUUGUAAUUGACUUCUAUGAUCAAUUAAAAUCGCUUACAUCCGGUUAUGCAAGCUUUGAUUAUGAAGAUCAUGGUUAUAGAUCGGCUACUCUAGCUAAGAUGGAGAUACUACUAAACGGAACUCCUGUAGAUGCUUUAACAACGGUAGUACAUGAGGAAAAGGCUCGUAUUACGGGUAAACAAGUAUGUCAAAAACUGAAGGAGGCAAUCCCAAGACAACUAUACGAAGUUGCGAUUCAAGCUACAAUUAGAGGCAAAGUGGUAGCACGAGAGACGAUUAGAGCUGUUCGAAAGGAUGUGACAGCAAAAUGUUACGGUGGCGAUAUUACUCGAAAAUUGAAAUUACUCAAACGCCAAAAAGAAGGUAAAAGCAGACUAAAAAUGAUUGGUAAAAUAGAAGUUCCUAAAGAAGCCUUCCUGGCUGUACUGAAAAGAUAG